Molecule: messenger RNA, 2075 nt
Organism: Haplochromis burtoni (Burton's mouthbrooder)
Lineage: Eukaryota; Metazoa; Chordata; Actinopteri; Cichliformes; Cichlidae
Gene: prmt8b
Product: protein arginine methyltransferase 8b
Exons: 10
Coding region: 828-2045 (405 amino acids)
Biological process (GO): peptidyl-arginine methylation
Cellular component (GO): plasma membrane
Molecular function (GO): protein-arginine N-methyltransferase activity
Source: RefSeq, a predicted model, not a curated record
GCCGGUUGCCUGGGUCCUUUAACUGUGGGAAAGUCUGGUGUGAGAAGGAAUCUAGCUUUGAGAAGGCAGAUAUUAAGCUAUUCUUUUUGGUGACAGUUGUAUUUUUGUCACCACUCAUUUCAUGUCGUCAGCGGGGUCCCAGUUUAACGGGCAGGCGGGUGCACACUAAGCAGUUUGAACUCCCCUUUUUUAAACUUUCUCUGCGGAGAAAGCCUUCGGCGUUACAACUAAAAGGGCUUUAACACAAAAAGAUGCGACUUUUGGUGUCGGAGUCCCUGUGAUGAGAGCUGUUUCCAAGAGAUGAAGUGGCUGAUGAGAAGCAUUUUUGUGGAACUGCUUUUGUAAUACGCGACUGAAUGUCUUUCUUGGUGGUGGUGCGGCACAUUUCGCGUCUUCUCUGAUAGCCUGCUUUUACCGGAGAUGUAAAAAUGAGCGAGCGGGUUACGCUGAAGCGGCGCACGAGGGUUUUAACGGAAGGACCGACUAGUGCUGGUAUCAAACCUACAACCUUCUACUCGCAACACCAUCUCUCCAGCCAAUAGACUGCUCUGCCUCCCUGAGUCCUCCCACUAAAAACAACCUGUAUCGCAUUUAUAGUAUGGAUAUCCGAACGUUUCACCUCGCUCAAAUUCAUGUUCACAACUUUCCACCGGGAGUGGGUUUAGCCUAAUUUGUAAGAAAUUGUGAUACAUUCUUAGAAUGACCCUCACUUUUCCGUGUGUUCCAGUCAUAUUCUGUGGCUCUCUGUUAUUUUUCCCACGUUUCUAUUAGGAUUUCAGAGCCCCCGAACACUUAAAAGAGUUGUAGCCUAAAUCUCGUCAGCUCUCAUGGGACUGAGGCAUUCGUCGCGUUGUUUGCUGCUACGGCGGAAGAUGGCGGAGGCGGACAGCUCAGAGAGGCAGCAGCCUGUAAUGUCCCCCAUUUCUCAGUCUGCUCAGCCCUCCCCACUGCCUAAACCAGUGCCUACUACCCACCAUGUGCCCUGCGUUCCCCAUACGCCUCAUGUAGCAGCACUGGCCACCUGUCCUGGUCGAGGCAAGAUUGCCAAGUUCAUCAGCCCCGAGGAAAUGACAUCACGGGACUACUACUUUGACUCGUAUGCUCACUUUGGCAUCCAUGAGGAGAUGCUGAAAGAUGAGGUGCGGACACUGACCUACAGGAAUGCCAUGUACCACAACAAGCACGUGUUCAAAGAUAAAAUAGUCCUGGAUGUCGGUAGCGGCACUGGAAUCCUCUCAAUGUUUGCUGCCAACGCCGGUGCCAAACAUGUGUACGGGAUUGAAUGCUCAAGUAUAUCUGAAUAUUCAGAGAAGAUUAUCAAGUCGAAUCACCUGCACAAUGUCAUUACCAUCUUCAAGGGCAAGGUGGAGGAGGUGGAGCUGCCCGUGGAGAAGGUGGACAUUAUAAUCUCAGAGUGGAUGGGCUACUGCCUUUUCUACGAAUCCAUGCUCAACACGGUCAUCUUUGCCAGGGACAAGUGGCUGAAACCUGGAGGCCUGAUGUUCCCUGACAGAGCAGCGCUCUACGUGGUAGCCAUUGAAGACCGGCAGUACAAGGACUUUAAGAUACAUUGGUGGGAAAACGUAUAUGGGUUCGACAUGAGUUGCAUUCGCAAUGUGGCCAUCAAAGAGCCUCUGGUAGAUGUGGUAGAUCCCAAGCAAGUGGUGACGAACGCCUGCCUUCUGAAGGAAGUGGACAUCUACACUGUGAAGCCAGAGGACCUGUCCUUCACCUCAGCCUUCUGUCUGCAGAUUCAGCGCAAUGAUUACGUCCAUGCUCUGGUCACCUAUUUCACCAUUGAGUUCACCAAAUGUCACAAGAAGACUGGUUUCUCCACUGCUCCAGAUGCCCCAAGCACACACUGGAAACAGACUGUGUUUUAUUUAGAGGACUACCUAACUGUCAAGAAGGGAGAGGAGAUCUUUGGCAGUCUUGCUGUCAGGCCCAACGAGAAGAAUGUGCGUGACCUGGAGUUCACCCUUGAGCUAGAUUUUAAAGGACAGCUAUGCGAGGCCGCCAUUUCCCACGACUACAAAAUGCGUUAAGAACAACAGACCAAGCCGUGCCGCAGACCU